Molecule: messenger RNA, 1586 nt
Organism: Trematosphaeria pertusa
Lineage: Eukaryota; Fungi; Ascomycota; Dothideomycetes; Pleosporales; Trematosphaeriaceae
Product: cyclin-like protein
Exons: 2
Coding region: 83-1366 (427 amino acids)
Biological process (GO): regulation of cyclin-dependent protein serine/threonine kinase activity; regulation of transcription by RNA polymerase II
Cellular component (GO): transcription factor TFIIK complex; nucleus
Molecular function (GO): cyclin-dependent protein serine/threonine kinase regulator activity
Source: RefSeq, a predicted model, not a curated record
UCUACCUCACCUUAACUUCAUCUCCAACCCCCAUAUCUUAAAUCAACACCCCACACUCCUCCCUGCGCCCAGCCGGCCCACGAUGAAGCUCUCCGAAGACGACAUCUACCGCACCUCCACCCAGUACAAGCACUGGUCCUUCACGCCCGCGCAGCUCGCCGCCCAGCGCCAAAAGACCAACCUCGUCGCCGCCGAACGCGUAAAAGCCAACGUCGCACGCCAACGCGCCACGCGCGCAAAGCAGCUCGACACAGCGAGUGCCUCAGAGAGCGACCGCGCCAACACUCCCGGGAUAGAAAAUGGGAACGGCGAGGGAGGCAGCACGCCGGCGCGGCCCGGCGGGGAGGUAGAGUGUCUGACGGUGGCCGAGGAGAUGAAGCUCGUGGAUGUGUUUUGCGAGCGCGCGUUGGAACUGGGCGCUUUUUGUGGGUUUCCUAUCGAGGUGACGGCAACGGGCAUCCAGUUCCUGCGCCGCUUCUACCUCUACAACUCGCCCAUGACAUACGAAGGCCAGAAUAUAUCGCGCACCUGCAUCUUUCUCGCCAACAAAACAGAAGGCAUACACGUCACCGCCGAAGAAUAUGCCGCCAAGUUCUCCAACGUGACGAGCGACCAAGUCCUUGCGCCUGAAUACCUCAUCGUGCAAGCGCUGCGCUUCAACUUCGAUGUGCGGCAUCCGUUCCGCGGGCUCAAGGGCGCGCAUCUAGAGCUCUGGGAGAUAGCGAAGGGCAAGUUUGCGCCGCUGCCGCACGAUAGCCGGACAGGGGAGGCUGCGCAGGCGGAGAUGCUCGCGCUGCCGACGAAGACGGGGGAACCAGCAGGGAAGCGAGUGAGCGUCAACGAGUUCGAAAAGCGAUUAACAGCCACCUACAACGCCGCCUCCGCGGUCCUGAAAACCGCCGCCCUCCUCACAGACGCCUAUUUCCUCUACCCGCCGUCGCAAAUAAUGCUCGCCGCGCACCUCCUCGCCGACGAGCCCCUCACGCUGUUCUACCUCUCCACAAAGCUCCCGCCUUCCUCGCCUAUCCACGCAAAACUCCUCAGCACAAUCCGUGCAUGCGCCACCCUCCUGUCCUCGCACCGCAGCUUCACAUCCUCCUCAACCAUCAAGGAAGAAAAAGAGGCCCGCGACAAGAAAGAGAAAUCCGCAGUGGCGGCGCUGAUUAAGAAGCUGCGUCAUUGUCGGGAUCCAGACAAGCUUGAUCUAGUGCAGCUGAAUCAGGCGCACAAGCGGGAUGCGGUGCAGGACGGGAGUUUGGAGGAGCAGAAGGCGAAGAGGCGGAAACUAGAGCGCGAGAAGGCGAAGAAGGAGGCGGAUGACUUCUGGGGGCCUGAGCUGCCUAAGAAUGGGGCGAAGGCGGGGUGAUCGGGGAAUCUUUUGGACAUGUGCAUUUGUAGGCGUCUCGGGAUAAGCGAUGGGAAUAUGCAUUGCUAUGGUGUCAUGGCGUUCGACGGCUUGCAUGGAUUGCACCAUGUGUAUUUUACUAAUCAAGAGACCGGGACGGUCGAGGUUUCAAUAUCCAUAGACGACUACCGCCUGGUAGCUAGGUCAAUAGCAGAGUGUACGAUCACAGCAUCAAUAAGAG